Messenger RNA from Anopheles maculipalpis, 297 nucleotides. RefSeq lists its product as uncharacterized. The transcript has 2 exons. The record is from RefSeq and is a predicted model, not a curated record. The coding region runs from base 1 to 297 and encodes 98 amino acids. Lineage: Eukaryota; Metazoa; Arthropoda; Insecta; Diptera; Culicidae.
AUGAAAGGCACGUUGUUGACUUUCAUUUUGUUUAGCAGUAUUGUACUAUUCAUCGAUGCCAUUAUUGUGCACGAUGAUGAAGUAGAUUACACAAGCCGCGAAAGGCUUUACGAUACUAGCCAAGGACAACAGCGACGAGAGUUACCCACGAGGGAUGAGAAUCCUCGUGCGAAUGGAUUAAAUUUUCACGAGGUUGAUGCAUUUGGUGAUGAUUUUGUAGACUUUGGUGCACAAACGGGACCAUACGGGGCGUUCACGUGGCACGCCAACUUUCCCGUGGAAGAAGAGCAACGAUAA